UGUGGCGCUACUUCGCUCACGUUAGUCGGUGUUUCUCCUCCAAUGGCGCUUGCCCCUCUCCAUUCUCACAUUGAACGGUUUAGCCAAUGUCGUACCGCCUCAUAAUGGACCGAGCCUAUCAAUGUCCGCGCUCACAAUGGAAAUCGGCCAAUCACCGUGGCGACAUGCGAGCCUAUCAAUGUCCGCGCUCACAAUGGAAAUCGGCCAAUCACCGUGGCGACAUGCGAGCCUAUCAAUGUCCGCGCUCACAAUGGAAAUCGGCCAAUCACCGUGGCGACAUGCGAGCCUAUCAAUGUCCGCGCUCACAAUGGAAAUCGGCCAAUCACCGUGGCGACAUGCGAGCCUAUCAAUGUCCGCGCUCACAAUGGAACAUUGCCAAUCACCGUGACCCCUCCCUCCCUCAGACGCCCUCACGCCCCCCACCACCACAAACAAAACAAAUUUCGAAUUUUAUUUUUAAAAAUAAAAACCGUUGGAAGAUUCUGAAAGUCAGAUGUCAGUAGCCUAGCUUCGUUGAAGAAGGAUUCGUCAUCACAUCAUUGAUCUCUCGACCUAAACGAUCUUGCUAUGAGCACCAAGCCAAAGAGCCACAAAGGUAUGGGGGAUGGGGAGUGGAUGGCAAGGCUUAAGGCAUUUGCCAGCACUGGGGUUUGGCCUUCCAAUGCAGGGAAUAGACCAGCCCCAAGGCAGAAGAAAUGGCAUGAUAUCUAUCAGAAGAUAGAAAAAUGCCCCAUGCAAGUUCGGGGACAGACCACCCUUUUUGGAGCGUCUGUCACUUGUGACUGUGGUUUUCACACUGUUAAACCUGCACUGCAGCCUCCUUCUGCACCUCCUUCUUUGACCCCACAGUCUGUGGGUUCACAAUCUAAUUCUGGAGAUACAGCAACAGCCACCCGCUGUUUCCUGAGGUCCCCUCCAUCUUUGUCAAGGUUCACUAAGUCCUAUUUUGGGGGUUCUCUUUCGGAUUCAGUGAAGCCAAACUUGGUGGCCCGGAAGACACCGAGUCCCUCUCCAUCCUCUGUGAGGAGCCCAAGUCCCUCUCCAUCCUCUGUGAGGAGCCCAAGUCCCUCUCCAUCCUCUGUGAGGAGCCCAAGUCCCUUUCCAUCCUCCGUGAGGAGCCCAAGUCCUUCUCCAUCCUCUGUGAGGAGCCCAAGUCCCUCUCCAUCCUCUGUGAGGAGCCCAAGUCCCUUUCCAUCCUCCGUGAGGAGCCCAAGUCCUUCUCCAUCCUCUGUGAGGAGCCCUAGUGUUGCUCCAUCCUCCCAGACACACUCCGGCAAGACAGUUGCAUCUGAACAGCCUUCAACGUCUCUGUUACAACCAGCUGCAGGUGAUAAUGCAGCUUCUUUCUGGUUGCCGAGUGAGAUGAGGAAAACCAUCCCUGUGCAGGAUCAAAGAUGGAUCUCAAAUACCCUCUUUAAAUCUGGCAAACUGCGCCCAGAUUUAAAGCUGUGGUACGAGCCUCCUGCGCCGGCCCUCAUUUACCAUCAGGUGCCAACACCUGAGAGGUUUUUUUCACAUCGGCUCCUCGUAUGGAUGCCCUACCAUCAGUGGAAGGUCAGGGUGUUCUGCAAAACUUGUGGGAAUCAUCUUACAGGUGCUGGCAUCCACAAGAGGGCUCGGAAAGUCCUGGAUAUUGAUAGGUAUUACCUCCUUGUGACGGAGACACUCAGGUGCAGCGGGUGUAAUCUCACGUAUCUAUCAACAUCCCAGAGCAUCCGAGACCAGCUGGACUUGCCGCACCAGAAACUAUUUCGGCUCAUCCUCACCCAAAAGUAUGCUUGUGACAUACGAGUGAUCAGGCUGAUGAGAGACAGGACACAGGGCAACAGUUCAGCACGGCUGCUGAAGCAGCUGAAAGAAAACCACGGGGAGGAGUGGCUGAACAGGUUGGGGCACUAUCUGGAGGAGUGCGCUAACUUUGUAAAUAGACCCAGCCUUUUCCCUGUGGUGUGCCAGGAGCCCCCAGAACCAGCUGACAUCCCCACUGAUCGCUGGUUGUUGUCAGUGUAUGGCAGAGAUAUUCUGUCACGCAUAGAACACAUAAAAGCCAGCAUCACCUCCACCUUGGGGACAGUUCUGAAGCUGGACUCCACCAAAAAGAUCACCAAAAAGCUGGCUGGCCACAGCAAAGGAACGGCUCUGUGGGUGUCGUCAGUCAGCAAUGAGCUGGGCCAAAUAUUGAAUAGUGUCCUGACUGUCCAGGAGGGUCCAGGACUGGACAAAAUGGCUGCAGGACUGAUGGAGCGGUACCGCCAGGCUGGGGCUGCACCUCCAAAGGUGCUGUAUGUGGACUGUGGCUGCUGUGUUAGUGAAGGCCUCAGCAAGCUGCAGGCCAGGUUUGGAGGGUGGCCAGAUAUUUACAUUCGCCUGGACAUUUGGCACUUUAUGCGGAGGCUGGCUGUUGGUUGUACCACGGAUGCCCACCCUCUGUAUCCUGCUUUCAUGCGGGCACUGUCCUCCUGCAUUUUUGAGUGGGAUGCAGGGGACCUUGACCUUCUUCGACGAGCGAAAGAAAGGCAGCUCCAGCAGGAACAGAGGCCAGGUAUAACCAACACCAUGGUGGACAGGCAGAUAACCAAGAAGGAGUUGAGUAAUUUCUGUCGUAGGAGGACACGGGGAGAGGACAUCACUACUGUCCUUAUUGAACGACUGCUGGAGGAGCUGAAUGGUCCAAAAGGGAGAGAUUUGAUGGGGGUUCCCUUACUGGAUGAAGUCAGGAUAAAACACAUCUGGGGUGUCCAAAAACGGCAUGUGAAAUGCAUUCAGGAUGCUGCAGGGAUUCAGUUGUACACUGAGGUUUAUUCCAGGAACCAGUGCAAACUUACUGAAUUUCCAGCUCUACCUCCUGGAAGGCCUGAAUAG
This is a messenger RNA of Xiphophorus hellerii (green swordtail), 2862 nucleotides long. RefSeq lists its product as uncharacterized. The coding region runs from base 568 to 2862 and encodes 764 amino acids. The transcript is spliced from 10 exons. The record is from RefSeq and is a predicted model, not a curated record. Lineage: Eukaryota; Metazoa; Chordata; Actinopteri; Cyprinodontiformes; Poeciliidae.